Nicotiana attenuata is the source of this 1364-nucleotide messenger RNA. RefSeq lists its product as uncharacterized. Gene Ontology annotation, molecular function: DNA-binding transcription factor activity. Bases 110 to 1219 code for a protein of 369 amino acids. Lineage: Eukaryota; Viridiplantae; Streptophyta; Magnoliopsida; Solanales; Solanaceae. The transcript has 6 exons. The record is from RefSeq and is a predicted model, not a curated record.
UUCAACUAUAUUUUCCUCUCUCUCAACCCAUAACCCCGACGAUUGAUACUUUUCCCAAAGGUUUUCCGUUGUGGCGCCGCUUGGUCUAGGCCAAGCGUCGUCGCAAAAUAUGGACUAUCCAACAUCCAUUGUGCCUUACCAUGACCCUUUUGAUGAUUCUCAUUCUAUUGACCAAAUUUCACUUUUUGAUGAAAAUCCAACCAUUGGCCUUCCAAAAUCAUCAUGGAAUCAAGAACGCUUUACAUUUGAUCCAACAAUUUUGAAGUCUAAUAAUGAUUUUGAUGGUGAUUUUGGUGUAUAUGAUCCGUUCGAUGAUCCAAUUUUGCUAGACAUUCCAUAUGAAUGUAACAAUUAUUUGGUUGAAAAUAGUACUAAUACUGAGUCAGGAGUUUUCGGGACUAAUUACUGCAGCAUUUCACAAGAUGGGGUGUUUGAAAAUAAAAGUCAUGUCUCAGUUUGGCCGGUGUUAUCAUCUUCAUCUAUGUGUACUAAUAAUUGCCAAAUCCUAAGAGAAAUAACACAUUCUAAUGGCUUGCAGAUAUCUAAGCUUGAUAUUUAUGGAACACUAGGAAGGAUUAGUCAUGCAGUUCUUGAGAAAUACACUACAGAUUUUUCUUCUCAAAGCCAUGAGUCUUCCCAAAUAAUUGACUUUAGCAAGGAUAGUACAAGUAGUGUGAAGCAAUUUUUAGUUCAAUAUUUUGAGGCUUGUAAGCUUGAAGGUUACAUUUUGCUACAAGAUCCACUCUGUGAUUUCUAUGAAGCAUUAGGUGUUGGAUCUGAUGAUGGCGAUAGUCUUGACAUCGAUAGUCUUCUUCAGUUAUCUCCAACAACUUCCCGUGAUUGCCAAAUGAACCAGCAAGAGAUGAAAAACGAAGGCGAGGUGAACUGCAAUGACAUGAGACAUGAAAAGAUUCCCCUUUCUGCACAGAGGGAAAGAACUGGAAAGUUGAGAUUGAAAGACUUUGCAGGAUAUCUCCAUCUUCCCAUUGAGAUAGCAGCUAAGAAACUGAACAUAUGUCCUACUGUCAUGAAAAAGGUUUGUCGAAGGGAUGGCUUGUUAAGAUGGCCCUAUCGAAAGAUUAAAAGCAUUAGGAGGAAGAUAUCGAAGAGAGAAAAGAGUUUAAGCUCUAAUGAUGUUGAAGAAAGGGCGAGCGCAAAGGCAGACAUAGCAAAGUUGGAAGAAGAACUUGCCAAAAUUUUUGAAGCAUUUGUUAGCUGAUUUCACUAAUUAUGUUUAAGUUAAAUCGCAUAGGUUAUCUCUUAUGAGUUACUGUAUUAGUGAUGUUCUACCGGUUUUGCUUAGAAGAUUAGCUAUUCAUUAAAUCUAUACUGUAUUUAUACUUGAGGCGGAUUCAAAUGUACAA